AAGACUACCGACACGCCUGCAUGGGGGCGGCGCCCGGGAAGGCGGCUCCGGCGGCGGCGGCGGACUACAAGGCUCGGUUCGCCAAUGCCGAGCACGUCAUACUCCAGUGGAACCGCAGCCCCUUGUCCGACACCGGCAUAUGGGACGCGGCGGCCGCCUGCACCAACGAGCGCCUCCUCGACGCGGUCGACGAGAUCCUCGACCUGGCGGAGGCCCAGCCUUUCCCCGCGUCGUCCGCCGACGCCGCCCGCCUCGACGGCGCCCUCGGCGUCGCCAUGUCGCGCAUGAUGGACGAGUUCCUGCGCCUCAGGGUCUGGAACGCCUUAUCCCAUGAGCUGCGCUACGCCAUCGACAAGCUCUCCGUCGCCGUCUCCGCCAACGCCCUGUGGAUUGCCUUCCCCAGCACCGGCGCCAGGAGCAGCUCGGCGAGCACCGUGGGGCGCGCGUCGGGCGGAAGCCCGACGUCGAGUGCCCCUGGUGACGUGGCCGUGCUUUUGGACGGCGAGUUCUUGGAUGAGCUCGAGCUGCUCUGCCCGGCGAGCCUACCCGUCCUCGAUGAGAUCGCGCUCCGGGUAAUCCGUGCCGGCUACACGAAGGUGCUCGUCCAGAAAUUCAAAAAUUCCCCCUGCGAUGUUCUGGACAGGUUCCUGUCGAUCUUUCAGGUGGAGUGCUCGCGGCGGACGACAGAGGCUGUGAUCAAGCGGUGGAGCCUGGCGACUAAGCUCGUCGGGAAAGCCCUCGUCGUGAUGCAGCGGCAGCUGUACGCGCAGAGCUCUCCCGGCGCCUUCGACGCUCUCAAGGACGAAUACUUCCUCGCCAUCACGAAGAAUCGCGUCUUGAACUUGCUCAAGUUCGCGGACGAUUUCACCAGCAUCACGUCGCACGAGAAGCUCGUCUACAUUCUCGGCAUGUACGAGGCUCUGAGCGACGCCGCUCCAGGCCUCCUGCUCAUGUUCACCGGGGUGCACAAGGAGCUCGUCUCCGAGAGGACGCAAGAAAUCCUCACCAGAUUGGCUAGCUCGAUCAGGGCCAUGGUCGCCAGCCUCUUGGCCAAGGUACGAGACGAUGUCUCGACCACGAAGAAGAAUAACGCGGCACGCGGCGGCGGCGUCGGCGUCCAUCCGCUGACGCGGUACGCCAUGGACUGCAUCGAGCCGCUGGCGCCGCACCGCGACGCGCUGGACCUGAUCCUCGCGAGCGGUGGCGGGGGCGUGACGUCGCUGUCGGAUCUCGCGUCGCGCGUGGUAGGGUGCCUGGACCGCGUCCUCCUCCUCGAGGAGAAACCCGUGCUGCCCUGCGGCGGAGGCGGCGACGACGACGGCGCGGCCGUUGUCUCGCGGCACCACCUCUUCGUCGCCAACAACGCCGGCUUCGUGCUGCAGCGCGGCAGGCCACUGCUCGGGAACGAGUGGGCGGCGCAGCGAGAGGACCUCGUGGCACGGCACGUGGCGAGCUACGCCGAGGCUCGCUGGGCGCCGGUUGUGGCUAGCCUGGAAACCGCGGGGAGGAAGCCGGCGAAUGCCGCCGCCAAGUUCAGCGCCGCGUUUGACGAAGCGUACGAGAGCCAGGCGCGCUGCGAGGUCCCCGACCCCACGCUCCGCGACGCGUUGCGAAAGGCCGCGUCGGAGACGGUCGUGCCCGCCUACGGCGUGUACCUGAAGAAGCACCCCAAGCUCGAGAAAAAGGUCAGGUACACCGCCGGCGAGCUGGACCAGCGGCUUUCGGAGUUGUUCGAAGGAGAAGCUGCAGAGCGCAACAAAUGACAAGUCACAACUCAUAGUUGUAUGCCACAGAUUUUUUUUUGUUUGUUUGUAAUAACACAUAUACUUUCUUCAGCAAAAGAAAAAGAAAAAGGAAAUCAA
This is a messenger RNA of Oryza brachyantha (malo sina), 1862 nucleotides long. Its product is annotated as exocyst complex component EXO70A1-like. The transcript has 2 exons. Gene Ontology annotation, molecular function: phosphatidylinositol-4,5-bisphosphate binding. Gene Ontology annotation, cellular component: exocyst. The record is from RefSeq and is a predicted model, not a curated record. NCBI's taxonomy places the organism in Eukaryota, Viridiplantae, Streptophyta, Magnoliopsida, Poales, Poaceae. The coding region runs from base 21 to 1763 and encodes 580 amino acids. Gene Ontology annotation, biological process: exocytosis.